This is a messenger RNA of Siniperca chuatsi (mandarin fish), 2366 nucleotides long. RefSeq names its product four-jointed box kinase 1 (gene fjx1). The record is from RefSeq and is a predicted model, not a curated record. Bases 445 to 1728 code for a protein of 427 amino acids. The transcript has a single exon. Lineage: Eukaryota; Metazoa; Chordata; Actinopteri; Centrarchiformes; Sinipercidae. Gene Ontology annotation, biological process: cell-cell signaling.
UCUCUGUGCGAGCCGACACCACUACAAAUCAAACUCACCCAGCGCCCAGCGGAGAGAGAAAGGAACAUGAGAAACGGAGAGGUGUAAAGGGACAGAAAUCGCCAUAUCCGACGCCAGUGGGCUAUAAUGGAGCACGCUGAAUAGAGGACAUCCGCUGUGGUGAUCCGAAAUGCUGUCUCUGUUUCCCGCAGAGGAGGGAUAUGACAAGGCAACUGGCCAGGACGGGAGAUGAGAGUCACACUGUUUCGGAGACCCUCUUCUUCCUGUGAUCUGACUGAGCAGUCCGCCUGUGAGCCGCGGGGCUUGAGGGGUGUACGGGGCACGGGGCGCACAGCUCACAGCGGCUCCAGCUCAACUGUGGAUUGAAGAAAACUGGUUCUUUCUGUAUCUUAUUUAAACCUGCUGGAGCUCUGUGGGUCUCCGAAGGGAAGGGUGGUCUUCGCCAUGAGGGCUGUUUCAGCAAACUUAUUCGCUCUUCUUUUCCUGUGCGCCCUUGCAAGUGUUUUCUACGUCUGGAGCGCACUGGAGAACCGUUUGGAGCGACACAAACGGAGGUUCUCAGUACCGGGCGGAGGGUCUUUUCACCAAGGUCUCCCAGUAGACCUCUCCGCCAAAACUUUCCGGGUAUUGCUCGCUGUCCCAGCGGCACAGAGACCGCACUUGGGGGGCAGACUUGAGGCUCACAACCUCACUGAUCCAACUGUCUCUGCAGGAAAUCGAGAUUACCAUGUGAAUGGGGAUAACAAGAGGUCAGCGCGGCGGGAGGGCCCGGUCAAGUUAGGCUCCCCGGUGGAGGAUGGGAUAUUUUGGAGUGAAUGGCUGGAAGAUCUCCACCCUGUGGGCUUCAAGGAGGAAUAUGCUCGGGCUUGGCGAGAGAGAGCCAGGACAUACCGGAUAGUGAAGCUGGAGCCUGGAUGCGGCAGGGUAUCUAAUCAGCUCGCCACUUUUGCAGAUGGGACCAAAGCGUGUGUGCGUUACGGGAUAAACGCGGAUCAGGUGCAAGGAGAAACUUUGACAUAUUACCUUGCCAGUUUGCUAGGCAUCACAAACCUGCCGCCUCUGAUACUGUCCCAGCUGAGCGGUGACAGUGAACAAUGGGCGGCUGUGAGGAAGAGGAUAGAUAGUUUACAGUGGAGUGAUCGAGCCGUGGUUUCUCUCACUGAGUGGGUCUCCAACCUGACCGGGGUAGUCACACCCGCGCCGCUCAGACAGGAGAGCAGCGGGCUGCAUCCUGUGCUCGAGGAGCUCUGGAACAAGACGACAGCGGAGCUGCUGGAACUAAUGCAGUGGACCGACCUGAUCAUAUUCGACUACCUCACUGCAAACUUCGACAGACUCGUCAGCAAUCUGUUCAGCCUGCAGUGGGAUUCGCGCGUAAUGGAGAGAGACACCAACAACCUCCUCAAAACACCCCGUGGUGACCUUGUAUUUAUAGACAACGAGGCCGGACUCGUGCACGGGUUUCGGGUGUUAAACAUGUGGGAGAAAUAUCACAAUACAGUAUUGAGUUCCGUGUGUGUGUUCAGAAAAAGGACCACGCAGCGCGUGGCGGAGCUGCACAGGCGCAGAGACUCCAGGAAAAGGCUGCUGGAGCUCUACAGAGACAGCGAGCCCUUGUCUCUGGAAUUGGGAUUUCUCUCAGACGAGCACGCUGGUGUUCUCCAGGACAGGAUAGACAGAUUAUACAAACACAUUUUGCAUUGCAAGGGAAAGUACGGCCAGCUGUGAGCAUUCUGCACGCACAGGUGAUGGAUUUGUUGCCAGCACAGUAUAAUGAGCUCUGCAACUGCGACUGGCACACCUGUGAUAAACUGAUGCGCAUUACACAAAACUGUCUUGAAUACCCAGCUGAACUACCUCUUGUGAAUAGAAUAUGUUGCCUACUUUAUAAAUAAGUAAAAUUGACACAUGUCUAUAAGCUCCCAGCUUAGAUUUCCAGUGUAUGCCUCACAUAGACGAAUAAUUAAGGCGAGGGUAGGUUAUAUAUGUGACUAGGGUAUCAUAAUGCAGUCCUUCAUAUGUGUGUUUUGAUUCUUGAUCCUUGUGUUCAGUAAUCCUAAUGAUAAACUCCUAAGCCUUAACAUAAAUUGACUCUUGAAUACUUUCUGUUGACAUCUGGCUUGCUUUUUAUAGAAAAUAAUUUGCACAGUACAUUGUCAUAGCAGCACCUGCACUCUUGUAAUUGUGUUUGGAUUGCACAUUCAGCCUUAAAGUCACAGGUGUAUCAUAGCCACUGUACAUGUAAGUAUGUUGUAAAUAUUGUCUGCCAACCUGUUUUGGAAAGUUGAUGCUCCACUAAUUUAAGUGAAUUGUAACAUUCCAAAAUCUCUUGUCCUUUUUGAUAAAUACACUGUAAUUUAACUGUU